UUUCUAAGUGCCCAUUAAAGCGAGUGUUGCUAAACUUUAAUAAAUAAUGAAUGAAAUAAAGUGAAAAACUGUAGUAAUAAAGUGGCUAUGGACUCGUCUCUGGAUCGAUUAAGUGCCGCACGGCCGAUCCAUCGCUCCUCAGCGCUGACCGGCAGCGGCGGGAGUAGCUUACCGCAGCGUGCGCUGGUCCACGCUAGCUUAGCCACGGUGGGCAGACGUGGGCGCCAUCUUACCGGCACGUUUUGCCUUACCGGAGAUACCAUGGAGGGGAUUAUUCAGUGUUUGGUGUUCUUAAAGGCGUUCUCGCUUGUGGGUGGUGAAUUCGACAUGGAACUAAACUUCGUCAUCCAGGACGCCCAAAACAUCCGACACAUGCUAGAACUACUUGAUCACUGUCCACCCAAUUUACAGGCCGAAAUUUGGAGCGUUUUCAUCGCGAUCCUGCGGAAAAGCGUCCGAAAUCUGCAGGCGUGCACCGACGUCGGCCUUAUCGAGCACGUACUCAAGCGACUCCGAUAUGCGGACGCCGUCGUAGCAGAUUUGCUCAUAGAAAUGCUCGGCGUCUUGGCAAGUUACAGCAUCACAGUGAAAGAACUGAAAUUACUUUUUGGCGCCAUGAAGGCUUCGAAUGGCAAAUGGCCCCGACACUCGGCCAAACUGCUGAACGUCCUGCGUCAGAUGCCCCAGAGGACCGGUCCGGACGUUUUCUUCAGUUUUCCAGGGAAAAAGGGCUCGGCAAUAGUUCUGCCCCCGCUGGCAAAAUGGCCUUAUGAGAACGGCUUCACCUUCACGACGUGGUUUCGACUCGAUCCCAUAAACUCUGUCAAUAUCGAGAGGGAAAAGCCUUAUUUAUACUGCUUCAAGACCAGCAAGGGUGUCGGCUACACGGCUCACUUUGUCGGAAACUGUUUGGUUCUGACGUCAAUGAAAGUUAAAGGAAAGGGAUUUCAGCACUGCGUGAAAUACGAAUUUCAACCGAGAAAGUGGUACAUGCUGGCCAUCGUGUACAUUUACAACAGAUGGACGAAGAGCGAAAUCAAAUGUUUCGUGAACGGUCAAUUAGCGUCCAACACCGAAAUGGCCUGGUUCGUGUCCACUAAUGACCCCUUUGAUAAAUGUUACAUCGGAGCUACGCCCGAGCUAGACGAAGAGCGGAUAUUUUGCGGUCAAAUGUCCGCCAUUUAUUUGUUUAGUGAAGCACUGACGCCACAUCAGAUUUGUGCCAUGCAUAGACUAGGACCGGGCUAUAAGAGCCAGUUCAGGUUUGACAAUGAGUGCAACAUAAAUUUACCAGACAAUCACAAACGGGUGAGUGACAGUAGUGAGGAAAAUGCACAAAGCAUGGUUAUUAUUACUGCAUCCGAUGUACGAACCGUGCUAUACGACGGAAAGUUAUCGGGGGCUAUUGUGUUCAUGUACAAUCCGGUGGCGACCGAUACCCAAUUAUGUUUGCAAUCUGCUCCCAAGGGGAACGUUUCGUAUUUCGUCCAUACGCCCCACGCCCUUAUGUUGCAAGAUGUGAAAGCUGUGAUAACUCACUCCAUCCACAGUACAUUAAACUCAAUCGGAGGCAUACAGGUACUAUUUCCGCUAUUUUCCCAACUGGAUUUCCCCUUUGAGUGUAACGGAUCCGCCGAUAUGAAAAAGGAUUCCGCUCUAUGUUCGAAACUGUUGGGGUUCAUUUGUGAGCUGGUGGAGACCUCGCAGACCGUACAGCAGCACAUGAUCCAGAACCGGGGAUUUUUGGUGAUCAGUUUUAUGCUGCAACGAUCGUCCAGAGACCAUCUCACCAUCGAUGUUCUGGGGUCGUUUUUAAGUUUGACAAAGUAUUUGGUUACUUGUCUUAGUGCCAAUAGUGAACUGUUGUUGAAACAGCUGUUAGAUCACGUACUAUUCAAUCCCGCCCUGUGGAUUUACACCCCGGCACCGGUCCAGGCGAGACUUUACUCCUAUUUGGCCACCGAGUUCCUCUCGGACACCCAAAUCUACUCCAACGUACGAAGGGUGUCCACCGUACUUCAAACCGUACACACCCUAAAGUAUUAUUACUGGGUGGCGAACCCUAGAUCCAAGAGCGGAAUUUACCCUAAAGGGCUCGAUGGUCCCAGGCCAGCCCAGAAAGACAUUCUGGCCAUAAGAGCUUACAUCCUGCUCUUCCUCAAGCAGCUGAUUAUGAUCGGCAACGGAAUCAAAGAGGACGAACUCCAAAGUGUCCUGAACUACUUAACGACCGUGCAUGAGGACGAGAACCUCCACGACGUCCUGCAAAUGUUGAUUUCCUUAAUGUCCGAGCAUCCCUCUUGUAUGGUGCCGGCUUUCGACGCUAAGCAAGGGGUCAGGACGAUUUUUAAGCUUUUAGCUAUGGAAAGUCAGCUGAUACGGCUGCAAGCUUUGAAGCUUUUAGGGUUUUUCUUGAGCAGAAGCACCCACAAGAGGAAAUACGACGUUAUGAGUCCGCACAACUUGUACACCUUGUUGGCGGAUCGGUUGUUGUUGAACGAGGAGUCUCUUACGCUACCCACUUAUAACGUUUUAUACGAGAUUAUGACGGAACACAUUAGUCAGCAGAUACUUUACACCAGACACCCGGAACCUGAGUCGCACUUUAGACUGGAGAAUCCUAUGAUCCUUAAAGUGGUCGCGACCCUUAUACGACAAUCGAAGCAAACGGAUCAGCUGUUGGAGGUGAAAAAACUUUUCUUAUCGGACAUGACGUUGCUCUGUAACAACAACAGAGAAAACCGAAGAACCGUACUUCAGAUGUCGGUGUGGCAAGAGUGGCUCAUAGCGAUGGCCUAUAUCCAUCCGCAGAACACUGAGGAACAAAAAUUGUCGGAUAUGGUUUACGCUUUGUUUAGGAUGCUGUUGCACCAUGCCAUUAAGUAUGAGUAUGGGGGAUGGAGGGUGUGGGUUGAUACGUUGGCUAUAGUCCAUUCUAAGGUGUCUUACGAAGAAUUCAAACUGCAAUUCUCGCAAGUGUACGAGCACUACGAGCGUCAUCGUGCUGACCAAAUAACCGAUCCGCUAGUCAGACAACAGCACCCGAUCAGUACCAUUUCGGGGUGGCACGGUCAACCCCCGCAGACGAUGCACAACGGGUGCAACACGGACGACGAUUGGCACCACGACGUACGUCCGACCAUCAGAGAAAUCGAACUGAACGAGAACGACAAGAGCGAACAAGUAUGCAGCUGCGACUACAACUCCACAAUAUCCGAGGGUAGUCCGGUCUCGUAUAUGGCGAAACACGAGGACAGUGAGGGAGUGAGUUUAGAUUCACGGACUAGUGACUUGUAUAGUGACAAUAAAAUCGGGAAAGAGUCGCCGUAUUCGCGAGACGACGAUGCGGGUUCGCCGUUGUGCAAUGGAGUGCACACCGGGGCGAGUAGCACGAGCUUCGGAAGUCCCACUAAAGUGGAGUUCAGUGAGGAGCAACAAAAGAGCCAAAUCAUCGAGGAAAUCGUGCAAGAAAUCCUGGCCAAGUCCGAGAAGCUGCUGGAGGAGCAACUCAUUUGCUCAAAAGACGAAUCCAGACCUACAGAAGUCCAGGAAUUGAACAGUAAAAACGUUGAGCUAAAUAAAACUGCCAAAGAUGCGGAUCUGGUUGACCCAAUUAGUCCGGUUAAAAGUAUCGAAAAGGGUGAACUAAUCGACAGCGAGUCCGAACGUUAUUUAACACCAACGGAAGAGUUAAACGCGACGAAAACCCAAGACAAUGGUGAUAAUAGCGGUGACGCGAACGCGAUAGUGACGUUAAACGAGGAGGGUCAAGGUGACGUUAGUGAUAAGCAUACCGUUAGUGAUAGUGAACUUACUACUAAUAAUUUUGUGCCAAUUGUUGAAAAUAGUGCUGUGCCAGUAGAAAUAGAGCCGUCCAACCAAACAAACAAUUCUAGUCUAAUUAAGGAUGAACCGAACGUUCCAACGGGCACCGCAUUGGAAGCAAAUGAGAUAACAGAUGAAGAAGAAGAAGUGCCUACCGUAGAAAAAAUUCCAACGAUUUCGCAAUACUGUGAUCCUAGCUAUUCUACUGCUGCUGCUAGUAACGCGUCUCCUCCGGACGUCGUUGCUGACGUUAGUCCUAAGAGGGAGAUGAUGCGUGCGGCUGAGGUGGUGGUGCCUCACGGUGGUGAGGUGAGAAGGAGGGUCAGUUUGCCGACCAAUCAUAUGGAGUCGCAGACUCAGGAAGAUCGUACGAGUAGUUCACACGUGCCUCAAGCUUCGCCUCAGCGACGACCACGGAGCGCCUCGAUUUCCACCCAAGUCGAUUCGAAUCAAUUUGAACCGAAACAUUCAAAAUCAGACCCCACGUCGAGCACCAGACCGAUGUUCAGUCCGGGUCCAACGAGACCCCCAUUCAGAAUUCCAGAGUUCAAGUGGUCCUACAUCCACCAGAGGCUCCUCUCGGACGUCCUCUUCUCCCUGGAGACGGACAUCCAGGUGUGGAGGAGCCACUCGACCAAAUCCGUUCUAGAUUUCGUCAAUAGCAGCGAUAACGCCAUCUUUGUCGUCAAUACCGUUCAUCUCAUUUCGCAGCUGGUCGACAAUUUGAUUAUCGCUUGCGGAGGGUUGUUACCCCUUUUAGCCUCUGCUACCUCACCGAAUAAUGAAUUAGAUGUGAUCGAACCCACACAAGGGAUGCCUAUAGAGGUGGCCGUCAGUUUCUUGCAGCGACUGGUCAACAUGGCAGACGUGUUAAUUUUCGCUAGUUCUCUUAAUUUUGGCGAGUUGGAGGCGGAGAAGAACAUGUCCAGCGGUGGGAUAUUGAGGCAGUGCCUCAGACUGGUGUGCACGUGUGCUGUACGCAAUUGCCUGGAGUGUAAAGAGAGGAGCAGACCGCACCAACACGCUAUUGCACCCACCACGCUAAGCGCCAAUCACAAGGCGGCCCACCUGCAGUCGUUUAUUAGAGGAGUGCAGACCUCCUCACCUAAGAACAUGGCUGACAACUUAGCGAACCAGUCCAGCCCUGUAAAAGACCCCGAGAAACUGCUACAAGACAUGGACGUGAACAGACUGAGGGCUGUCAUUUACAGAGACGUGGAGGAGACCAAACAAGCUCAGUUCCUAUCUUUGGCCAUAGUCUAUUUCAUAUCGGUCCUAAUGGUUUCCAAGUAUCGGGACAUUUUAGAGCCUCCCGUAUCGGUUAGAGCUCCUAGUCCGGUACCUGUGAGGAGCAACGGGACUUCCCACCACUCUGGAAGCCCUCAAGAAGGGAGCGCUCGUCCCCUUUUUCCCCAAUGGUCCCAUCACGUUUAUCCCCAAUUUUUACCGGGAUCCCAUCCCAACGCGGUGUCGCACACCAACUACCUACGGCACCGUCACCACUCCCACCCCAAACACAACCAUUUUAACCUGAAUAAUAACCAUCACUCCCACUACCAUAACCAUAAAAUCGACCACCAUCGAUACCACCAUCGCAAUUCUUUGGGUACCAGAACAGCCUCCAGAGGUCUCCACCAUCAUCCCCAAGAGGACAGCGACUAUGACGUCAUCACCGCUUACGUCAUGGAGGACUCUAACUCCCUAAACCACGAGAAUGAGUUACAUUCAGGACCUGCCUCAAUUAAAGUUAGCGCUAGACAGCGCCCAUCUUUGGGACAUGGGUUUACUGUAGAUUACUCUUUGGAUGGAAUAAGGCAUGCUCGAGGUUGUAACAGUGCUCGUGUUGUUAAGAAGAGCACAGAUUCAUUAGAAGACGUGAACUCGGUGAACUCGGGGGAUACGAACAACAUUGAGCCCGGCACCGAGUUACCUGAAGAUAAUAAUAAAAUCCACAUAAACGACGAGAAUUGGACGGACAUUAAUUUGAACGAGGACGAUUCCAGGACGGAUCUUAAGGAGGAAUCCAGGAACGUGCAGAAUAUGUCGCACUCACAGGGUCUGGAUCUGGAGGGAAACAUUGAAAGUCCUACCUCAGAUCGAGGUGAAAAACACUUGGGCCAAAUCUCCGUAGUCCGAGUACCAGAAAGCAUGAUGCAACCACCAACACCUCAAGCGAGACCGGACGAACUACCGGUUAGCAACCUGGUGGACCACAUCUCCCUGCCCACCCCUUCGAGGGAGGCAUCGCUCACCCAAAAACUGGAAAUGGCCCUGGGGUCGGUGUGUCCCCUGCUACGCGAGAUCAUGGUCGAUUUCGCACCGUUUCUAUCAAAAACCCUCGUGGGGUCUCACGGGCAGGAGCUCCUGAUGGAGGGCAAAGGACUCACCACGUUUAAGAACAGCAACUCGGUAGUGGAGCUGGUGAUGCUGUUGUGCUCGCAAGAGUGGCAGAACUCGCUGCAAAAACACGCCGGACUCGCAUUUAUCGAGUUGAUCAACGAGGGCAGAUUGUUGUCGCAUGCUAUGAAAGAUCAUAUUGUGAGGGUGGCCAACGAGGCUGAUUUUAUUUUGAACCGGAUGAGGGCCGACGAUGUGUUGAAACAUGCUGAUUUUGAGACCCAAUGCGCUCAGACCCUGAUGGACCGCAAAGAAGAGGAGCGCAUGUGCGACCACCUGAUAACGUCGGCGCGACGUCGCGACAACGUAACCGCGAGCCGUUUGUUAGAAAAGGUGCGCAACAUCAUGGCGAACAAACACGGGGCCUGGGGUGCCACCGACCCGGACGACUACAAACUGACCGAAUUCUGGAAGUUGGACGCGUGGGAGGACGACGCGAGACGUCGUAAACGUUUCGUCCAUAAUCCGUUGGGAUCUACGCAUCCGGAAGCGAGUUUGAAGGCCGCCAUAGAACACGGGGCGCCGGAGGAUGCGAUUUUACAGGCGAGGGAGGAGUUCCACGCCCAUUUGGCGACGUCCAGGAACCAUCAGCAGAACCAGACGUGCGAGUUGGUGGAUGAUAACGAGUUGCUCAUUGACGAUCGGGAGUUGGAUAGCGAUUUGAAUGGUCCUGUGAAUAUUAGUACUAAGGCUAAGCUGAUUGCCCCGGGGAUUGUCGCCCCUGGGAUGGUCUCGGUUACGUCUGCGGAGUUGUACUUUGAGGUGGACGAGGACGACGAGGAGUUUAAGAAGAUGGAUGGUGAGGUACUUAAGUAUUGUGACCAUUUACAUGGCAAGUGGUACUUCUCGGAGGUGCGUGCGAUCUUUUCCAGGAGGUAUUUGCUGCAGAACAAUGCCAUUGAGAUUUUUCUGGCUAGCAGAACCUCGAUUAUGUUCGCCUUCCCAGACCAAAACACCGUCAAAAAAGUGAUCAAGGCCCUACCGAGGGUGGGGGUAGGAAUCAAGUACGGUAUCCCGCAAACCAGGAAGGCGAGCAUGAUGUCGCCGAGACAACUGAUGCGCAACUCGAACAUGACCCAGAAGUGGCAACGUCGUGAAAUCUCCAAUUUCGAGUACUUAAUGUUUUUAAAUACCAUUGCAGGAAGGACUUACAAUGACCUGAACCAAUAUCCGGUUUUCCCAUGGGUGCUGACCAACUUCGACUCCAAAGAACUGGACUUAAGUCAACCGAACAACUAUAGGGACCUCUCCAAACCGAUCGGGGCAUUAAAUCCUAGCAGAAGGAACUAUUUCGAAGACAGGUAUUCGUCGUGGGAGCACGAGAGCAUACCACCGUUCCAUUACGGUACUCACUAUUCGACCUCGGCGUUUGUCUAUAAUUGGCUCAUUCGAUUGGAACCCUUCACCACAAUGUUCCUGGCCCUACAAGGCGGCAAAUUCGACUACCCGAACCGUCUCUUCUCCUCGAUCGCCUUAUCCUGGAAGAACUGCCAACGAGACACCUCGGACGUCAAAGAGCUCAUUCCAGAGUUCUACUUCCUCCCAGAAAUGUUCAUCAAUUCCAACCGCUAUCGCUUGGGAACAAACGAGGACGGAAGACCGAUAGCGGACGUGGAACUUCCCCCGUGGGCAAACACCCCCGAGGAGUUCGUACGGAUCAAUCGGAUGGCUCUGGAGUCGGAAUUCGUGUCUUGUCAAUUACACCAGUGGAUCGAUUUGAUUUUUGGAUACAAACAAAAAGGACCGGAAGCGGUCAGGGCCACCAACUGCUUCUAUUACUUAACGUACGAGGGUAGCGUCGAUCUGGAUUCGAUCCAGGAUAAAGUGAUGCGGGAGGCGGUGGAGAAUCAGAUAAGGAACUUCGGACAAACCCCGUCGCAGCUGUUGAUGGAACCACAUCCACCCAGGAGUUCCGCAAUGCAUUUGUCUCCAAUGAUGUUCUCCGCCAUCCCGGACGACGUUUGUAUGACGAUGAAGUUCCUGUCCAACAGUCCCAUAGUCCAUAUUUCCGCGAAUACGUAUCCUCAACUACCGAAUCCUUCGGUGGUAACUGUGUCGAUGCAUCAGCAAUUCGCGGUGAACAAGUGGAACUCAGCUUACGCGGCUGUGGCUCAGUCGCCCAGCUACGCGGACACGCCCAAAGAUCAAACGGCCAAUCUGCCGCUGUCCAUGGAUCCCGUUUUGUGUAAGUUAGAAUCCCUAACGAACAACAGCAGCAACCAACAGAACCAGAUGCAACGUCGCAACCUCGGCGACAACUUCAGCCAAAACUUAAAGAUCCGCUCCAACUACUUCGUCACCACCGUCGACUCCAAGUUUCUGAUCGCCUGCGGUUUCUGGGACAACAGUUUCCGCGUUUUUUCCACCGAAAGUGCCAAAAUCGUUCAGAUCAUUUUCGGACACUACGGCGUCGUCACGUGUUUGUCCCGUUCCGAAUGUAACAUCACCUCCGAUUGUUACAUCGCUUCCGGUUCUGCCGAUUGUACCGUACUGUUAUGGCACUGGAACGCUCGUACUCAAACUAUUGUGGGCGAAGGAGAAGUACCGACACCGAGGGCCACUUUAACCGGCCACGAACAACCGGUGGCCAGUGUGGUCAUAUCUGCGGAGUUGGGGUUGGUUGUGUCCGGAUCGUAUAAUGGUCCUGUGUUGGUUCAUACGACCUUCGGGGACUUGCUAAGGUCCCUGGACCCACCAAACGGGUUCCUAUCUCCGGAAAACAUCGCCAUGUCCAGGGAGGGAGUGAUCGUGGUCAAUUAUGAAAAGGGCAACGUCGCUUCGUUCACUAUUAAUGGAAAACGACUGCGACACGAGUCGCAUAAUGAUAAUUUACAGUGCCUGCUUCUAAGUCGUGACGGAGAAUACUUGAUGACUGGAGGUGACAAAGGAAUAGUCGAAGUUUGGCGAACGUUCAACUUGGCAUUACUCUACGCAUUCCCGGCUUGUGAUAGUAGCAUUAGGUCGCUCGCCUUAUCCCACGACCAGAAGUUUUUGCUCGCUGGUCUGGCUUUAGGCUCAAUCGUAGUGUUCCACAUCGACUUCAACCGGUGGCACCACGAGUUCCAGCAGAGAUAUUGAUGGAAAACCUAUUACAGGAAACUGAAAAGGGGCUUUUAUAGGAAAUCCAACGCGUAUAGUAUCUAAAACGCCCUAUUUUUAUUUUAUUUUUUAUUUAUAUAUAUAUACAGGGUGUUUCAUGUUAAAUAUGUGAUUUUAAAGCGGAAAGUUUUUAUUUAAUGUGUACUUUUCAAGGUAAUACAGGGUGUCAAAGU
Molecule: messenger RNA, 9494 nt
Organism: Anthonomus grandis grandis
Lineage: Eukaryota; Metazoa; Arthropoda; Insecta; Coleoptera; Curculionidae
Gene: rg
Product: neurobeachin
Exons: 38
Coding region: 88-9300 (3070 amino acids)
Biological process (GO): intracellular protein localization
Cellular component (GO): cytosol; membrane
Molecular function (GO): protein kinase binding
Source: RefSeq, a predicted model, not a curated record